Molecule: messenger RNA, 2137 nt
Organism: Drosophila ananassae
Lineage: Eukaryota; Metazoa; Arthropoda; Insecta; Diptera; Drosophilidae
Product: type 1 phosphatidylinositol 4,5-bisphosphate 4-phosphatase
Exons: 6
Coding region: 281-1087 (268 amino acids)
Biological process (GO): phosphatidylinositol dephosphorylation
Cellular component (GO): phagocytic vesicle membrane; late endosome membrane; plasma membrane
Molecular function (GO): phosphatidylinositol-4,5-bisphosphate 4-phosphatase activity
Source: RefSeq, a predicted model, not a curated record
AGUUUAGGCAAAAGUGUGGCCAAAACGCACCCACUGCAGUGCAUUUUCAACAAAAAUAAGGUAAAACACAGCAUAAAAAUGGCCAACUAAUGUUUAAACAAUUAGAGUAAUUAAGCCAAAGACCAAAGCCGCAAAACAUUGAAACAUUUGCGUUGCAGCUGCAGCAAAAACAACAAAGCAACAAAGGCGCAGGGCGAGUCUAACGGGAGUUGAGUGCUACCCAGAUAAUUCCGGAAGAGAGCUAAUCCAGAUCCAGAUCCAGAUCCCACUAUAAUCCAGCAUGGCGGAUCCCGAACGGCAGAGCCUGAUCACCAAGGACGAUGGAAAUGGCUACAAUUCGGUGGCUGCCGCCGGCGAGGAGGGAGCCGAUAAUCCGGGCGGUUCAUCCUCGGCAGCCGUAAAUAAUGAGGACGGCAGUGGAGCACCCACGGCCGUGCCGUGCAUCGGACCCGAUGAGCUGCCGCCGCCGUAUCAGCAGGGCAACAACACAGGAGGCGUACCUAUGGUCACCUGUCGGGUGUGUCAGCAGAUGAUUGACAUUACCACGAAGCGGGAGCAGCACGUGGUCAAGUGCACCCACUGCAAUGAGGCUACGCCCAUUCGAAAUGCCCCGCCGGGCAAGAAGUACGUGCGUUGUCCGUGCAACUGCUUGCUUAUCUGCAAGAGCUCCUCGCAGCGCAUCGCCUGUCCACGGCCCAACUGCAAGCGGAUCAUUAACCUGGCCCCGAGUCCCGUUACCCCGCCCGUGCCCACUAUGCCAGGAAUGUGCCGGGUGACAUGUGGCCAUUGUUCGGAUACCUUUUUGUUCAACACGUAUCAUAAUGCUUUGGCCCGGUGUCCACACUGCAGGAAAGUCUCGUCGGUGGGAUCUCGGUUUGCCAACAGCCGUGGAGGAUUAUUCGCCAUCCUGGCACUAGUGUUCCUCGCCAUAGGCAUUGGCGUCACCAUCGGCACAAUCUCAUAUGCCUCGUCUCACGGUGGCAUGUACUUCCUCUAUGUGGCGCUCUUCGUGAUCGCUGGGUGCAUGCUGGCCCGCUCCGCCUACUAUUUCCGCCUUAAAGUGAGCGCCAUAGAUGGGCCAAUGUAAAGCAAAUGCUAGAACACGGGGCCAGCAGAAACGGAAGUGCAUUGUUUUAUUUUUAUUUUUAUACAUAUAUAUAUAUUAUGCAUAUAUAUCAUUCCUUUUGAUAUUAAAUGUAAUCCGUAAACUAAACACAUGUGCAGCCAAUAGCCAAGGGAAUGAAACUUUCUCCACAAACUUUCUCCAAAUGCAAAGAUAGAAUUUUUAAUUUCAAGCAAAUCACAGAUAGUUAAAUUGUAUCGAAAGGAUGUCCCCGAAUUAAAGUGAUUUUGGAAAGCAUAAUUAGAAUGUUAAGGCCGUAACUAACUAAACACAGUAAACAAUAUACUAAAUCUAUUUCGAAAGUCGCAAAAGUUAAAAAAAGAUACAAAAUAUUAAUGGUGUAAACAUAAAGUGCUAAAGUAAAAAAAAUACAAGAAAUUCAGAACUGUAGGCAGUCAUUAGUUAUUAGACCAGCGACCGAUCAAGCCACUCGCACCACAUUUUUUUAGGGAUUCGCUCCAAGCUCCAGCGAACUCCCACCUACUUUCUCUCAUGUACAGUUGAGUUUUGAUUAAGUGUCUGUUUCUGUUUCUGUUUGUCCGUUUGUGCCAGUCCCGUGAUGUUAUUUUGGUAUUUAUUCUCAUGUAUUCUCGUUAAUAGGCUUUGAAUUUUGCGUUGCCUCCUCUAAGAAUUUAUCCAAUGCACUUUUAUCAAGCGAGAGCGUUUUGUUCUUAGGCGUUAGAGAUAAUUUGAUGGGUAUGCUAAAUAGUGCUAAUACACACUACAUAUAAAAACACACACAUACGAUAUACCAUGCAUACAUAAUUAUAAUGAAAAUAAUAAAGAAACAAUACAAAAGCAACAUUUAUUGAAGAACAAAAACGCAAAGCUCGUGCAGCAGCAAACAAUUUAGACAGCAACUGCUAAACUGCGAAAUGAUAUAUAUAUAUUUGAUUAAAAGGAAAUGGUUUACUUUUGAAAAUUAUAUAUAUAUAUAUAUAUAUACAACAUUUAUAUUUAGUACAUUAUAAAUUAGCAUACAUACACUGUAAAUAAAAAUGAAAUAAAACCACA